Schistosoma spindalis is the source of this 7392-nucleotide messenger RNA. NCBI's taxonomy places the organism in Eukaryota, Metazoa, Platyhelminthes, Trematoda, Strigeidida, Schistosomatidae. The record is from the annotation of a GenBank genome assembly.
GUAAUUUUGAAUUUAUUCUUGAUUAGAAAGAGAAUUAAUCUGAUUAUAAGAUUUUAUCAAUAUUAUUCUACUGUUUUAAAUAAACCGAUAGUGACAUGGAAUUGUGGCUUGUUGUAUAUAAUGGAAUAAAACAAAGAUUUUAAUGGGUAAGUAUUUCUUUGUUUAAAUAGAUAUCAAACACUAGUGUUAUUUGGUUAUUAUGAUAUAAUCAUUUCCUUUACAAACAUCAUUAAUAAUGAAUAACUAUUUAAUAGAUUUGAAAGCUGUAUUGUUGUAUGCAGUUAUUGACUGAAAUACAGAGUCUAAUUGCUCAAAGUCAUUCAGAAUCACUGAAAUGUUAAUAAAUUCAUAUUUUUUGGACUAACUGAUUAUAUAACCUAAUUAAGAUGUUCAUAAUAUCUGACUGGUAUUCAUCCCAGUACAUAGUUCGCGUUCAUUGGUAUAUGUUUAAAUACAGUUAAUACAGUCUACCCUUACAUACAUAAAGAAAUAAUAAAUUAUGUAUAUUUGAUUACGAUUCGGUUUAUACGGAAGAGUAACUGUAAGAUUCAAUUAAAGAAACUGAGCGUGCUUACUAGACGAUUUCUUUUUCCUUUUAAUUUCUUCAUGAAAGAGCACUUUACUAUCUAUUAGACUAAUUGGAUCAGUGCAAUAUAUAAUAUAAGAGAUAUACUUAACUGUUAUUUAGUAAAAUUACAUUAUAGCUGUCCCAUAUUUGAUUAUGAAAUGAUACUGCUUCAUGACCAAUACUGGAGUGAACAAGGUGACCAAUGGGGACAAAUAAUUACAGAGCAUCUCAAUAAAAUCUGAGAACCACACAUUAAAUCGUUAAUUUGCAAAAUAUCAAUCCAUUAUAUCAAACUUGACUGUUCGUGUUGCGAACAUCAAUCCAUUUUCUCAGAUUUCAUUGUUCAUGCGUUUUCAUACCAAUUGAGAUUCGCUUACAUUCUUUCUUCAUCGACCUUCUACUAAAAUACAUUCUAUGCCUGACCACCGUCAUAUACUACUUGUGUGGAUAUAAGUAAUCCACACCACACUACUACUAACAUCUAAUCAAGUACCGUUUCCAAUUUCUUAGUUUAAAUUUCAAUCAAAAAGCGUAUACAAGUGGUUCAAAUUUGACAACACUGAAACUCUGUCACUUACCUUUAUUGCAAUGUAGGUGUUACAUUAAGUGGGUUAAUAUCUGAUCUACAUUUUUUUAAAAAUAACAAGACCGAUGCCUUAGCUGCUUCGCUUUACAGCUUAUUUAUUUUAUAAAUUGUAGACAACCAGUUGACUAUCAUUUGAAUUAGUGUUUUCAUCAAUGUAGUAUGACAUAUUUAUGAUAGGAUUUAUGUUGUAUACGACUGAUGGAGUAAAAAACUUUCCGUACUAAAACAAAGUUUUUGUUACUUUAUGAAUAAACACGUAGUAUUAAAUAACAUUAUUAUUAUAUGACAACAUUAUUAUUUGACAAAUUUCAAGCAAGCAUUUGAGACAUUUUUCAGGAUGAGUAAAAAUUAUUAUCCCAUGCAUUGAAUUGAAAUGACCACUAUAUUAUUCAAUCAUGUCAUGUAAUAAUCGCCUGAGAAGAUAAAGCUGAAUUUUUGACAGUUGAUUAACUAAAUAUAUAAAUGACGUUGUUGCUACUAUGGAGAUAUCAAAUUAUUUUAUUCUUAUCCUAAUUCGUCUUACUUUUGAAGAAACUUGUUCUAGUAAAUGGUUUUAGUGAUUAAUUUAAAAACAUGUUAUGAUUAUCAUUUUUAUUACCGUUUCAUGUUCACUUGUAAAAGAAUAAUGCUUGUUAAAAUAAUUCACAUCAAAUAGACAUCACACUGUUUUUAAGAAUGACAAUAACAUGGCAACACGGUCAUGAAUUAAAAAAUUCAGCUGCAUUGAUAAUUAUAUUUUUUUCUUUUAUACACAAUAAUCUAAGGCCUGUUGUGUAUCUAAACAUAUACUCGAAAUACCACCUGAUUCAUUUUUCACCUAACUACAAGUUAUCAAACGACAUGAAUCGGCUAGUUUUGUAGAUCAUACCAAUUCAUCUUAACAUCGCCAGUAAUGAAUAUAAUGACAUUAUAUGAAAUAAUUUUAUAUAUUCGUUCUACUUAAUUCUUUCAUCAGAAAAGUAACUACUGUGAAAUAACUUUGCGUUGUCUUUUAUUACACGAAAUAACUAGCUAUUCAAAAUAAAACAUUUUAAUAUUACAUAACAGAAAUUGGAACUAACGCUGUAUAAGAUUUAAUAAUCUAUAAAGAACAAUAACCACAAUAAGAACAGAAUAAUCAAUAAAUGAAAUAAUGAUGCAUUAGUAUUGAGUAGAAAAAGAACAAUCUAAAAAGUGAUUUAAACAAGUUUUUACUGUACUAUCCAAUACUUCAUGAAUUAUAAUUAUUCACAUUUUGGAUUGUACAUUAUGGAUAUAAAAGAUCUUCAAUUCUAAUGGCUUUAUUGAAUAUGUCAUGCUGUCUUUACAUUGUUGUAUUAUAAUACUCACACUACAGACAAAAUUGUUUAUAUUAUUCUCAUUUAUGUUAUGCGUUAAAAUAAAUUUUAUUAAUUAUGGAAUACAUUUAUUACAUGCCGAAUCUUUUGAUUCGUCAUCAUCAUCGUCGUCGUCACUAUCAUCAAUAUCAUUGUUACGUACGGACAGGUCAACAUCAAAUGUAUAUAUUGUAGAUUUUAUGCUUCCAGACGAAUUACCUCAAGAUCAUUUUAUUGGUAACAUUCCAAAAAAUAUUCCAAAUUUUCCAUUUCAUAAUAUACUCAAUUCCUCAGUUAGUACUACAUUAGUUGAUUCCAGUGGAUUUUUAUUACAAUUAUUUCGUGUAACAGAUAAUGGUGAUUUUUAUACACAAACUUUAAUUGAUCGUGAUAGUCAGGAUCAUUUAUGUGGACCAUUAAAUUGUUGUCAUUUAAUUGUUUGUAAUUUAACAGUAGAUGUUUUAUUUUUCCACCCAAUCAUUGAAUCAAUUACAGUACAUGUAAAUUUACAAAUACAUGAUGCUAAUGACAAUUCACCUCAUUUUACACAACAAACAUUUUCAUUAUGGAUACCAGAGGAUAAUCGACUUAAAUAUACUGAUUUAGAUAUUCAAAACAUGCAUAAAACAAUAUAUGGAUUACCAUUAGCUACUGAUAUUGAUUCUGCACCAAAUGGUGUUGUACAAUAUCGUAUACAUGGUAGUUUACUUGUCGUAUCAACAUUCCAAAUUUAUAGUAAUUUAAGUAUUGAGAAAUUAGGUCUUUUAAUUAAACCAGGUGUUCUUCUUGAUUAUGAUAAUGUAAAUCAACGAAUAUUCAAAUUAACCAUUGAAGCAGUUGAUGGUGGUCAUCCAGCUAGAACUGGUCGAAUGCUUGUACUUGUACAUAUCACAGAUGUAAAUGAUAAUAUACCUGUAUUUAAAAAAUCUAGAGAUUCUAUAACUUUACUAGAAAACACUAUGUUUGAUGAACCAAUUUACACGGUACAGGCUACUGAUAUGGAUUCAGAUGAUAAUGGUCUUAUAAAGUAUACUUUGUCAUUGGCGAACCCAAUUACUCCAUCAUCUGUUAUGGAGAAAUUUACAUUUCAUUCCACUACUGGUGAAUUAUAUUUACGGAAUGUUUUAGAUUAUGAGACAUUUCAAGAGAGACAAAUAGACUUGUUAUUCAUUGCUUGUGAUACCGGUGAUCCGCCGCUUUCAUCAACAGCCCAGUUAACAAUUUAUUUACAGGAUAUUAAUGAUAAUCCACCACAAUUAAUUAUACAAUUGAAUAAUACAAUUAAGGAGAAUAGUGAACCUGGUCAAAUUGCUCUACGUCUUAUGAUCCGUGAUAAAGAUGAAGUAUCACGUGACAUGGUCGCAUGUCAUUCGGAUCAUUCAAAUCUGCACGUUCCAUUAAAAGUGUCAAUAUCUGAUGAUAAAACAAUGAUAACGGUCAUUACAAAUGCAACAAUUGAUUAUGAAUUAACGCCAAGACUAUACUAUACAAUAACAUGUUUAGAUGAAGCUAAUCCAAAACAAAUGAGACAAUUUAACCUUACGAUUUCUAUAGGCGAUGUAAAUGAUAAUCCACCAAAAUUCAAAUCAUCUACAUUUGCUCCAAAAAUAGGUCAUUAUAAAAUUUUACUAAGUGAAGCUGAGCCAGUUAAUCAAUUAUUACUAAUUGUAACAGCUGAAGAUGUAGAUAGUGGAGAAAAUGGACGAGUAACUUAUAGUCUAAUGGAAAUAGACCAUAAUACAGAGAUACCUACUGUUAAUGCUUUGCAGUACUUUAAAAUUGAUAGUCAAACUGGUAGUAUAUUUCUAAUUAAACAGUUAGACUAUGAACAAAAUGACUUAUUACGUUUUAAAGUAUUAGCUGAAGAUAAUCCUAGACCAGCAGAUGGUAUACGUUUGAGUUCUGUGGCUACAGUUAUUGUACAAAUAUUAGAUGUUAAUGACAAUGGACCAAAACUAAUUAGCUCAGACACUUUAAGUAUAACUGAACAUUCACCAGUUGGUACAGAUUUAGGUUUAUUAAAAUUUACUGAUCCUGAUACAGGACCUGGUGGUCAGAUAGCACAUAUCACUUUGAUUAAUUCAUUCUCAUUAAUUAAAACAGAUGAGAAACAUUCAAUACAGAAUAAAUGUAAUAUUUUCAAUGAAGGUACUCAUUAUUUUAAAUUAACUGAUAAUGGCCAUUUAUUAUCGAUACAAUCAAUUGAUCGUGAAGAAUGUUCAAUAAUAUAUUUACCUGUUUAUGCAAUCGACCGUGGUCUACCAAAUCCAAUAACAAGCACUACAACAUUAACAAUACACAUACUUGAUAUCAAUGAUAACAUUCCAAUAAUUGAAAAACCAAAAUUAGGUGAAACAUUAAUUUAUCAACCAAUAAAGUUAGUCGAUUGGGAUAGUUUAUCAUUUUAUCAGUUAACAAAUAAACAUGAUAAAAUUUUAAAUUAUAAACUACUGAAUAACACAUAUUUAAAACAAAAUAUUAAUAAUAAAAUGUCAAGAAAGUAUAUUUAUAGUAGAGUGGCAUUUCAAUUACAAGCGAAUGAUUUAGAUGCUGGUGAAAAUGGACGUAUUACAUAUCAACAGAAUACUAGUUGUAAUGGUUCAAAAUAUUUCCAUUUAGAUGAAUUUUCUGGAGAAUUUCGUGCACGCUUUAUUGAUUAUCAGAAAUUAUCAACUCCUGAAUUAAUUGAAUCAGAUGCUAGACGUGGAAUUUAUCAUCUAUGUGUACAGCUUACUGAUAAUGGUAAGCCAUCAUUACAAACAACCACUUGGUUUUAUGUUAAAGUUAUUGAUCCAAUCAUGCCACCUAGUGUACACAAUAUGUGGCCAGCUGAUUCAGCAAAUGAUAUGGAUUUAUUAUUUCCACAUUUUUAUAAUUCAACAAAUUCUCUAUGGUCUACAGAUUUUUUUGAUACAUCCAAAUCGGAUGCAGUACGUUUACCUAUUGAUAUGAAUAUCAGUAAUAUUGUGAUUUCCUUGUUGUUGGCCAUUUUCGCUAUUACUAUUAUUUGUACAUUGACAGCAGCAAUCUUAUGGGCACGUACUAAACGACGAUUUAAAAGAGCACAUGGGAAAAUUAUAAAAUCUAACUGUACAAAUAACACUCUUAGUAAUAAUAAUAAUCAAAAUACAAAUAACACAACCAAAUUCAAAUUAUCAAACAAAAAUAUAAGACAAGAAAACAAUAAAACUAUAAAGCUCUCUCCAAUAAGCUCAAAAUUCAAGCAUAAAACACUAUUCCAUCAUACUGACACUAGUAGCACAAUUAGUCAAAUUCAUAAUAAAAAUAAUUAUUAUGGUAGUUGUAGUAGUAUAUCCAGUAAUGAUAAUAGUAAUGAUACAUCAUGUAACAUGAAAGUUGACAAUCUAUGCAAACAAUUAACAACUAAUACUGAAACUGUAAAUAAUACUACUAAUAAUAAUGUUAUUAGUAGUCAUAAUUAUGACAUUAAUAAAAUUAGUAGUCAAACUGUUAUAUCUUGUGUAAAAUCUCCAAAAUUAUAUGCACCAGUCAAACAUAAAAAUGAAUUUGAAAAGAAUACAUCUAAAAAACGAUUUUCUACAGGUUUAUUUCAUAAAAAUAAAUUAACAAAUAUAAGUAGUGAUAGUAACUAUGUAGCAUUAAAUAAAAUUCAUUAUACUUCAACAUAUUCUGAAAAACUUCAACAUUUGCCACAAGAAUAUAAACAAGUUGCAGAAAUUAAUACUCAUAUUGAUUCUGACAAUCCAUUUCUUUUACCCUGUGAUCUUAUUUCAGUAUGUCCUAAACAUAAUUUCACUGAUAGUGAUAAUAAUAAGCAUAGUAAUAUUGGAAAUAAUAAUAACAAUAAAAAUAAUUUUUAUACCAGUGAUACCUGUGAGACACCACCAACUUGUUGUUCAUUAAUUACUGUACAAUCAACAAGUCCACAAUUAAAAUAUUCAGAAAAUGAUAUUUUUCAUCAUUUUCAUUAUGGACAAGAAACACUAUCAAGUCAACAGCAUGAUCAAUUAUAUUCAUUGCCAUGUGCAACACAUUUUGUAACAAUAGAUCCUAAUAAUGUUGAACUUAGAUCAAUGAAUACUAUGAAUUCAAUAAAUGAAAAGAAAAUAAAUUAUCCAACUAAUCUACUUUCAGAAAGCAUGAUAACAUGUUGUUCAACAAUUCCCAUUGUCAGCACGUUAUCCAGGGGAUGUCCAACUCAUGGUCCACACUUGAUUUUACAUCAUGAUGAACAUAGUAACUUCUCAUCACCGACAAGAAUUUACGCUGUCAGCUCAGUAUUAGAAUCAUUUGGUAAUUUUACAACAACUAUAACAACAUCACCUACUUCAACUACUACAAAAAUACUAACUGAUCAAACACAAACUGCAUAUGAAUUAAGAUUAGAACCAAUUUUAUCUGAUGUUACAUUAACAUCAACAACAUCGACCACAGAUGAUGAUGGUCCCGGUGUUGAAAACGGUGAUAAUGAACAUCGAACAGAUAAUACAGAAACAAUCUCAUGGAUUCCUGUUUCAAUACUUACUGAAAAUUUUACUACACCUACUCAUCAAUCAGAAUUUAUUUGUAAUGAGAAUAAUUGACUCAGUCACAAUUACUUAACACUAAAUAAGUAUUGAUCAUUAUAGUACUUAUUAUUGAUAAUAUUUAAUGAUCUAUUUUUGCAAUUUCAAAACAGUAAUUAUUCCUCAGUUUAUAGAAAUAAUUAAAAUUUCAAAAUUAUUUGGGUAAAGUUUCAAUAUGUGAACACUUAUAUAUAAAUAUCCAGUAACAAAUAAUUUCAUCACUGAUGGGGGGGGGACACAAAGUUAUAAAAUAAAUUUCAUUUCAUAUGGAUAAUACUUCUAGAGAAAGCACAACAAAAAGAAAACAACUGUGGAGAGAACACUGCCUCUAGAUUUAUAUAUAUAUAUAUAUAUAUAUAUAUAUAUAUAUAUAUA